This is a messenger RNA of Racocetra fulgida, 340 nucleotides long. The record is from the annotation of a GenBank genome assembly. NCBI's taxonomy places the organism in Eukaryota, Fungi, Glomeromycota, Glomeromycetes, Diversisporales, Gigasporaceae.
AUGGCAUCAGGUCCUGUUGGUGGUGGAUUUGCUCGAAGUCGGUCACUUUUACGAUUUAUUUCGGUUGAUCCAGAAAUUUAUCCCUUAAUCGGAGUGCUUACUGCAAUUACUGGUAUUGCUGGUUAUACGGCUGGCCAUAAAGCCACUACUAAUGAUGAAAAUAAUGUUUUGAAACCUGCCAAUGCAUAUCCUUGGCAACAUCAACAUGGUAGUGCGAACUACAAGUAUCGGUAUCAUCAGCAUGGUGAUCCUUCUGAACCGGUAUUUGAAGCUCCCAACGCUAUUAUAGAACAUAGAAUAAAAGUAACGGCUCCUAAGGAAGUAUUUGAAAAAAUUCCAA